Messenger RNA from Cetraspora pellucida, 497 nucleotides. NCBI's taxonomy places the organism in Eukaryota, Fungi, Glomeromycota, Glomeromycetes, Diversisporales, Gigasporaceae. The record is from the annotation of a GenBank genome assembly.
UAGCAAAAUUAAGAGAAUUUGCUAAUAAUGUAUUGAAUAAAGAAACAAUACAAGAAGAAUGGUCCAAGAAAAAGGAUCAAGAAUUAGAACAAAAUAAAGGAAACUAUGAUGAAGGAAUAUCAACAAUACCCUUUAGAAUGCAAUUUGAAGAACCAACUAUAAUAGAUUUAGCUGAUCAGAUGGGACGCAUGACAAUACAUGCUCAAAAUGAAAAACCAAUUAAUAAGGCACAACAAAAAUUGAAUGAACAAUUAAUUGUAGAUGUGCAAGAAGAAAUUAAAAGCUUUAAAAAAACCAAUGGAAUAGUUCCCAAAAAUAGAAAAGAGAAACAAAAAGAAAUCCAAACAACUAUACCAGACACUCCUAGAAUAGGAAGAUUUGUAAAAGAAAAUCUUACACAAUUGGAAAGAUUAAGAUAUAGACUUCAAACUAUUGAAAAUAAUUACAAAUAUGUGUCAAACUUACCAGAUGAAGAGUUAGAAAGUCAUCUAGGAACA